Molecule: messenger RNA, 2147 nt
Organism: Boleophthalmus pectinirostris (great blue-spotted mudskipper)
Lineage: Eukaryota; Metazoa; Chordata; Actinopteri; Gobiiformes; Gobiidae
Gene: etv6
Product: ETS variant transcription factor 6
Exons: 8
Coding region: 426-1844 (472 amino acids)
Biological process (GO): cell differentiation; regulation of transcription by RNA polymerase II
Cellular component (GO): nucleus
Molecular function (GO): DNA-binding transcription factor activity, RNA polymerase II-specific; sequence-specific DNA binding
Source: RefSeq, a predicted model, not a curated record
UGCUGCAACACGACCUGCCGCGAUUUCCUGCUUCGGGUUUCCCUUUAAAAGGGGGCAUGGCUCGUUGCUGGGAAUUCACGUCAUUUCGCCGUUUACACACACAUCCAGAUCAAUGAGCGCGGGAGAGGGAGCUGUGGUGCGCUUCCAGGAAGGGAUUAUUAUUAACGCGCGCACGGCAGAGCUGCUGCGACGGGAAACGCACAGAGACAAAAGAAGUUUCCUAAUCGAUAGCUCCGCCAUGGAGACAGCCAGUACAUUGAAAAUACACGGGAUUGCAAAGGAAUAAACUUCUCUGUCCGUAACAAGUCGACAGUCGUUAGUGCCAUCGUCGAAGGGCUUGUUUUGGUCAAGAAAAACAGGGAUAGAAAGACGAGGAGGACCGCGGAAAAGUGAGGAAGGAGACGCGGUGAAGUUGACGGAAGAUAAUGUCUGAAUCCUCCCCCGUUGUGGCCAAGCAGGAGAGGAGCUCUUUCAGUCCUUCCGCAAACCCGCUGCCAAACUCCACUUCCUCCCCCGUCCAUGCUCCCGCCUCGAGGCCAGCCAGCCGAAUGGAGGACGAGCCCAACAGGCUGCCGGCACACCUGCGUCUGCAGCCGGUAUACUGGAGCAGAGAGGACGUGGCCCAGUGGCUGCGAUGGGCUGAGAAAGAGUUUGCACUGAGACCCAUCACCAGCAGCUCCUUCCAGAUGAAUGGCAAAGCUCUGCUGCUGCUCACCAAAGAGGACUUCCGCUAUAGAUCGCCACACUCUGGUGAUGUCCUCUAUGAACUGCUGCAGCACAUCCUGAAGCAGAGGAAGCCCCAUGCAUUCUUCCCUUCGGCCUACUUUCCUGGGAACUCCUUUCACCUGCAGCCAGACAGUGUUGCAGUGCCACACAUGAAGCUGGAUGACACGGUACGGAGGACAUCCAGAGGACCAGAGCCCAUUCCCCAGCACACACCGACCAUCGAGCUGCGACACCGGUCCCGCUCUCCUCAUCACACUGCACCCAGACAGUCCUCUCCGGAGCAGAUCCCCCGUCCCACUAAUGAGGACCACUUGCAGUCCUUCUCCCAGCUGCCGGACAGCAACCAUCACCUACCUGAAGACGUAUAUCCACUGUCUGUGUCCCCUGCCGCCCCCAAUGGCCGCUGUGCCACCCCCAAAGAGGCCCCCUGCCCUGGGAGCCCAGGCCCUCAGGAGGCUGGUCCUCCACGGGUCAUCCAGCUCAUGCCCAGUGCCAUAAUGAACCCUCUGCUGCUCAGCCCCAACAGGAGCUCAGCGGGGAUGGACUUCAGACAUGGGCGCUCGGGACCCCCCUCUCAGGGUAAAAUGGAGAAUGGCCGGGACAGUAAAGCCCAUGGCCUGCUCCACCCACUCGCCCCGCAGCAGCAACCGCACCUCAUAAAACAGGAGGACGUACUGUACAGAAACAUCAUCAUGCCUGUUUCACCACCAGAGGAGCAGCAGAUGCCCAUAGGUCGGAUAGCAGACUGCAGGCUGCUCUGGGACUACGUCUACCAGCUCCUGUCUGAUAGCCGGUACGAGAACUACAUCCGCUGGGAGGAUCCUGAGAGCAAAGUCUUCCGCAUCAUGGACCCCAAUGGCCUGGCCAGGCUCUGGGGCAAUCACAAAAACAGGACAAAUAUGACGUACGAAAAGAUGUCAAGAGCACUGAGACACUACUACAAACUCAAUAUUAUCAGGAAAGAACCUGGGCAGAGACUUCUGUUCAGGUUUAUGAAGACCCCAGAUGAGAUUAUGAAUGGUCAGGCUGAGCGCUUGGAGCAUCUUGAGUCUGACAUGGAUGAAACGGUUUACAUCAAAGAGGAGUGUGAAACAACUGUUGGACAUAACAUGAACUAAUCUAGGUCUGGUUUUGGUCCCUUUGGGUCUAGCCUCAAUGCCUUCAAAAGCAGCAUGGACAAUCGCAAAACGGAGCCUCCAUCUUGCCUCUUUAAGGUGGCCUUGGAGUGAUGGGAUAGGGGUACCACACCUCAUCCCAAAAACACAUUCAUUUAUACAAUACUUUUCAAUGGGCGCAGCUUAAGACAUUAAACAUAUUUUUUUCUCCUGAAAUAAACUGCAGAUUCAAUCAGCUAGUGCUUAUUUCACUGUCAUGAUUUUGUGUUCACAUGUGAAUUAUAAAAUUGAUUUCUGUUCAUAAAA